AAGACGUUACUAACACUGGCCGAGCCCUUCGCAAAAAAACCCGCCAUUUUCGCUUUAUUAUGGGAAGAGGAAAGCUCGUCCAUGGAGAACAGGAGGUGCAUCGUUCCCCCUGUGGGCGAUCUGGUGGGUCAGCUUGACUUUCGCUGCGAGUGGUGCAGCAAGGUCUACAAGAGUCUGGCCAGCUACCAGAAACACAUCCAGUACACCCACAACAUUCCAGUGGGGGAGCACAGGUGGUUCAACUGCUUCCACUGUCCCUGCACAGAGUGCCGGUACCACCAACACGGAACCGGAGUGCAGGUGUUCCGACAUAUCGGACAACUCCGCCGCCACUACCAGCAGAAGCACAUGUCCAGACCCUUCAGUUGCGCUGCCUGCCAGAGGCGCUUUCCCUUGGAGUCUUCGCUGGCGUCCCACAGAUGCUGCCAAGCCAAGGAUGGCGAGUCCUCGUCAUCCAUCGUGAAGAGCCAUGUGUGCACCGUCUGCAAGAAAGGAUACCAACGCCCAAGCACACUGCGACGCCACAUCCGCAGCGAGCACGGAUCACUUAAGGAACAGGUGCACCAAAAGGAGAAUGCUCCCACCAAACAACACCGAUGCCUUCACUGCGAUCAUGUUUUUAUCAGCAAGGAUACACUGGAGCUCCACGUGAAAUCCAGACACCACCAAAAAAUAGAGGACGAAUGCUUCCUGCUCGAGAUGGAGCAGCUGGUGCGUGGCAUCGAAGAUGGGACUGUGCGGGAUGCAUCGUUGCUUAAGGAACUGGCCUCCAUUCUUCCCGAGCUCCGCCGGUUGCAGGAAUCCGAUACGAAGACAACAUGAUUUCUU
Molecule: messenger RNA, 828 nt
Organism: Drosophila takahashii
Lineage: Eukaryota; Metazoa; Arthropoda; Insecta; Diptera; Drosophilidae
Product: gastrula zinc finger protein XlCGF17.1
Biological process (GO): regulation of transcription by RNA polymerase II
Cellular component (GO): nucleus
Molecular function (GO): DNA-binding transcription factor activity, RNA polymerase II-specific; sequence-specific DNA binding
Source: RefSeq, a predicted model, not a curated record